AUGGCCGUGCAAUCGGUUGUGUUCACCUUGCUCUUGGGUGCAGUGUUACUGGCCACCUGCAACUUCACUCUCCCGGAACACUGUCUUCGAUUUCCGGGAUCGGGAUCUGGCAGCGUGUACCCCUCGGAAUCCCACGAUGACGGUUUCGAGAUCACAGUGAGGAGGUCCAUUGACGGGGCUAUGGUGGGCAACUGGUUCCAGCCGGAGAAGGAGUACAUCGUGACACUGAAGAAUCAGCUGCCGUUGAUGACUUUCGACGACUUUCUGCUGUGGCUCACGCCAAGUGAGCCAAUGACAAUGAACUCAGCACAUAGCCAGAAAACAAUCACCGACGACUGCGAUGUGAUGCCAGUGCGGUGUGUUGGGUCUUGGGUCCACACGGUGAGCAGUCGUCCCAGCGCCAGCCAACGGCUUCCGAGCAGCUCUGGUCAGUCACCAUGGCGACUGAGGCGUCGCAGUCGCUACGCCGGCCACGUGACGACACGCAGUCGACCCGGGUGCAUGGGGCUGGCCAUCGAGAAGUAUGGAGGCAGUCGCUCGCGCAUGACGAGGCAGCUGCCGCACGUUGUGGCCAUCUGGCGCACGCCCAGCACCAACACCUCAAACUGUGUCACCAUCCACGCAAUGGUCAAAAGUAGUACCUCUGUUUUGAAGGAAGUGGGUGAUUUAACAAAAACCUUGUGUCCAAGCGAAAUGCGUCCGAUGGAACCCGUGUUGUCAGAAAACCGAGGCUCAGUGGAUGCGGACGCAAUAGACCCAUCUAGGGAGUUUGACAGACCCGCGCCGGACCCAGUAGAAAUGCGUCCACGCGACAGCAUGCAGCCGAAGGACUGCUGCGCAUGCGGUACCGCCACAUACAAGCUCACCUUCCAGGGUGUGUGGAACAGCACAACACACCCCCAGGACUGGCCCUACAAGCACCCGAACCUGCUCCACUGGACGAAUCUCAUUGGCGCAAGUCACGCUCCCAGUUUUCAGAUCUACGCAAUUGGUCAAACCGCCAGCGCUGGUGUACAGUCGGUCUGCGCGUAUGGAGAUACAACAAUACUUCGUGAGGCCCUUUCAUUGGCUGCCUCCAAGGCUGAAGGCGCUGCAGGGGUACCGACCGGUAGCCAAUCAGCGACUACGGAUGUGAGCCCACUUCGAUCGCUCAUAACUACUCCCGGAAUGUGGGGUGAGGAGACGCUGAUGGAGGAGCGCUCCACGCUCUUCUCAGUGAACAGAACCCACCCGCUUGUCUCGAUGCUCACCAUGCUGGGCCCAAGUCCUGAUUGGUGCACGGGCAUCUCCGGCCAGUCGUUGUGCAAGGCGGACUGCACCUGGGUGAACAACCUCACCCUCCACCUCUACCCCUGGGACGCAGGGAUACGGGAGGGGAACACUUACAUGCCAAAGGAAUCAGACAGACGGGAAAUACCCGACCCGAUUCGAUACAUCGACGAGAGCUGGAUGCCUGGCAACCCGUUUCGUGAAAGAAAGCCCGUUGCGGUUGUUAAAAUACAACGCGUUCGCCCGAAAUACGACUGGGCGUGCACAAACACCGAUGAAGACGGCGUCCAGCUUUUCAAAAUGGGUGGAGGCAUCUACGUGACUGGCAAAAAGAACGACAAGGAAUCAGACGAGUCCAGUCUAAAGGAAAAGGCCCGCGAACAGCGUUGUACAACAAUUACUGCGGGCAAACAGAAGGGCAAGCGGACCAAGUCGGUGGGUUUCGGCGGGCCCGGAGCGAGCGGAACAAUCGGCAGCAACAACCCCCUCUCGGACCCCAGCCUGGCCCAGAUGGCGACGUUCUUGUGCAUCACCGACGAGUGGUCGGCGUGGUCGGCCUGCUCCGUCACCUGCGGCGUCGGUACGAAGACGCGCACUCGCCGCCUCAUCGCCAACAAGAAGCCCGAAUUGUGCCAGCACGUCCCGCUUGUCAUGGAGGAGUCAUGCGAGGGUCGAAAACGGACGUGCGAUUACAGCGCGCCGUGCAGUCUCCUGCCCUGGACCCUGUGGUCGCCCUGCACCGGCACCUGUGACUCCCCGCGGGGCCACCGAAGCCGGAAACGAGCCCUCGCUCGUCCGGAAGAGGCUGCGCAGUGCGGGCAUCUGUGGGAGGGCAGGAACCAGGAGGGUCGGGAGCAAGGCAUCAUGUCCGAGGUGGAAGAGUGCCAGGUCCCCUCUGAGACGUGCGAACCAGCGACUAUUUGUGGCGAGGGUCCCAAACAGGGCUACCCCUGCGGCCCAAAGCUUCGGCGCUUCUACUACAGUGCUAUAGACCACGAAUGCCUUGAGUUUGAGUAUCUUGGAUGCAAGGGCGGGAGGAACAUGUUCGAGACAAAGCAGGACUGCGAGAAGCUCUGUAUUCCGGCAGUUGAAGCCCUGCCGGCGUGGCGACGCGAGAGGAUGGGUCUGUUGCAGUUCAAGACCUCGCAGCUGACCUCGUCCUCGCCUGACGACCUCGAGGACAGCCUCAAGCGCGACCCGGUGUGCUACUACGAGGUUAACACCGGCUACGAGUGUGACCCGCCAAAGGAACUCGGGAAUUACUGGUAUUUCUGUUCACGGACCAACCGUUGUCGCGAUUUCUUCUACCUGGGAUGCGGUGGAACUCCGAAUCGCUUCGCCAAUCACACCGCCUGCAUGGCGGCCUGCAUGCCGAAUGAGCUGCGUCAUUCGCAGCUGCUGGCCAAGGUGCGUUCGGCCACGGCGUCACGAAAGGCCGCAGCCAACGCGACCGACGCCGACGAGGAGGCGCCAGACGGUCUGGAAGUGGGCGUGAGUCCCAGACAGGACUGCCGCGUAACGCAGUGGGGUGCGUGGGGCCCGUGCUCUGUCCGCUGCAGCAGCCAGCGAGGCCAACAGAUCCGUCUGCGGGCCAUUGAGAGACCCUCGCGCUAUGGCGGCGAGGCAUGCGGCCCUCUGUACGAAAGGCGCAGCUGCUACGGCGCCGACGCCUCGUGCUAA
Mesocestoides corti is the source of this 2949-nucleotide messenger RNA. Lineage: Eukaryota; Metazoa; Platyhelminthes; Cestoda; Cyclophyllidea; Mesocestoididae. The record is from the annotation of a GenBank genome assembly.